CUUCCUGGCCAUCGGGAAACACAAUAUGGGCACGGCGUAACACAACGUUACACGUGGAACGAGUCGACUUCGACUUCGGGAUCGAUCGUAUCACAACCUCAUAUAUCACAACUCGAUCGCGUCAGUAUAUAAGAUGAACUGAGCUCUCAACUCUUCGCUCGUCGGUAUCGCUCCAUUUCCAAUCCACCACCAUGCAAUUACCAACCCCAAAUACGAGAAUGAACGACGGUGUUUCCGAAGCUCCACCUCCGAAGACAAUCAAUCCAAUCCCACAUCUGAAAUACAUCUUCUCACUGCGUUGUAAAAUCGACCCAGCGAUGAAUGUCGGCGAAGGUCCUUAUGGAUUUCGUGCUCACGUUCCGAUCACUGGCGGCACUUUCUCUGGACGAUUUGGGAUGAACGGGAAAGUUCUGAAUGGGGGUGCUGAUGAUAUGAUUGUGGUGGACGAAAUUAGGACAAGAAUUGACACCCGAUAUAUGCUCGAGACCGAUGAUGGCGCAUUGAUCUAUAUCCGGCACGUACAAACUUCACACAUCAUACCACAAAAACCUAACAUACUGACCAACAUUUUAGUACAAGAGGAGGAAGAGCAGGAACGCCAGAGAUGGUAGCUCGUCUUGAAGCAGGAGAGAAGCAGAAAAAAGAGGAUUGGAAAUCGUGCCUUUCAGUGAUCCUUGAGACUGGGCAUGAGAAGUAUCGAUGGCUGAAUGAUCAUACUAUCGUUGCUCAUGUGGAUAAGAUUGAUGGCGACAUCUGCUAUGAUGCUUAUCUGAUUGACGCAUACUAGAUGCAGUCCUAGAAAUACAAAUCACUCUUUGCCGACUCAUUCCAGCUCCGCGUGGGACGAAAGUUCAUGAGCUUUGAAAGCUGCACCUUUGUCUGGUUCGCUCUCCGGACCUUCUUGUCAUGCUUUGAGGAUGCUCUGCAUGGCAUCCUUGGCAUCUGGCAUGAAACUAGAUCCUAUAUAUGGCAUGACUUGCUCUAGAAAUUGAUAGGGUAGAACUUUAACAUAACUUGAAAAAUAACGGGAUCAACAGCGAUCUUGCUUCUACACAAUCCAAGUCGGG
This is a messenger RNA of Mollisia scopiformis, 1067 nucleotides long. RefSeq lists its product as uncharacterized. The coding region runs from base 192 to 611 and encodes 139 amino acids. The transcript is spliced from 2 exons. The record is from RefSeq and is a predicted model, not a curated record. NCBI's taxonomy places the organism in Eukaryota, Fungi, Ascomycota, Leotiomycetes, Helotiales, Mollisiaceae.